CAUAUCGCGACUUGGAUCGGUGACAGCAAGAUCAGAGAUGGAAAGUCCUCAUGAACACCAGCAGAAUCUUCUGCUGUCUCGCAUCAUCACCAAUGUGGAGAAACUCAAUGAGGCUAUUAUGCUUCUGAAUAAGAGUCUGCAAGAAAUAAACAUUCAAAACAUGAACGUCGAGCUUGUUGCCCAAAUGUUCAAGAACUAUCAGUCGAAUGUCCUCUUCCAUCUGGAAGCCACCGAUGCUCUCAAAGACCCCUCAUGAUGGGUGGAGCAAUAGAUUGUGUUUGUAGAGUAGGGUCAGGUCUUCUGGCGUUAGAGCACCAUCUGGUCUUUGGUCAUAGGAAUGGAGGAAAGCAAUGAUACCUUAAUGCAUUAUGAAUUUCACCUGAGAAAUGCACUCUGAUAUUCUGGUUGUCCCUCUUGAUAUCAUCAGCCUCGUCGGAGUGAAUUUUAAGUUUUGCCGACCUCAGCCUCGAACAGCUAGAUGAUGAGAACAAUAGUUAGAACAAAUCAAUUGCUAAGCAACCGCAUUCGCCUUCAAAACCCAAAGCUAUUUCGACAAAUCCAGCAUCUGCCCGCGACUCUCAU
Messenger RNA from Mollisia scopiformis, 582 nucleotides. Its product is annotated as DASH complex, subunit Dad4. NCBI's taxonomy places the organism in Eukaryota, Fungi, Ascomycota, Leotiomycetes, Helotiales, Mollisiaceae. Bases 38 to 256 code for a protein of 72 amino acids. Gene Ontology annotation, biological process: attachment of spindle microtubules to kinetochore. Gene Ontology annotation, cellular component: DASH complex; mitotic spindle. The record is from RefSeq and is a predicted model, not a curated record. The transcript has 5 exons.